Capsicum annuum is the source of this 1973-nucleotide messenger RNA. Its product is annotated as tRNA pseudouridine synthase A. Gene Ontology annotation, molecular function: pseudouridine synthase activity; RNA binding. Bases 131 to 1417 code for a protein of 428 amino acids. The record is from RefSeq and is a predicted model, not a curated record. Gene Ontology annotation, biological process: tRNA pseudouridine synthesis. The transcript is spliced from 10 exons. Lineage: Eukaryota; Viridiplantae; Streptophyta; Magnoliopsida; Solanales; Solanaceae.
AUUAUUUUCAUGGGCAAAUGAAGAUAGUCGAGAGAAGUGAAUAUUUUGGCAUAAGGAAAAAGUAUUGGGUAAACAUUUUGAAUAGGCAGGGGCAGUCCUAGUCCAACUCCACUGCAUCCCGCCGCUAGUGAUGCUAAGGUGCCCAACGGCAGUAAGAACUCUCAGAAAUCUGAUGGAAGUUCAGUCUCAGCAGAAGGUGCAUUUUCACUAUAAUCACACUGAUUCUUGCAACUUCUCCAGAUGGACUGCCAGGGAAUGUUACGAGUUCAUGUAUGCAAGGCCGUGGCACAAAGUUGUUGACUUUUAUGCAGACAUGGUGAAAGGCCAUACUUCAUUGUCAGAAUUAUUUGGGAAAGAGAGACCUGCUGGCCAUGAAGAUGCUGAAAUUCGAGAGGACCAUGAGAAAUCUGAGUUUGUGAGUUUCCCAGUUAAAGAAAGGGGCGGAAGAUGGGCGAGGAUAAAUUUUAAGAUUGUCCUUUCUUAUCAUGGAGGUUCUUUUGAUGGAUGGCAGAAGCAGCCUGAUAUGAAUACUGUCCAAGGGUUAAUCGAAAGAUCUCUCGGUGAGUUUGUUGAUGAGAAGAAGGCCCAAUUAUUAAAAGAUAAGAAUUUACCGCUAGAAGGAUGUGCUGUAGUUGCUGGGCGUACAGACAAGGGCGUUUCAGCCUCCCAACAAGUUUGUUCUUUCUACACAUGGAGAAAGGAUGUUAAGAUUGAAGAUGUAAAAGAUGCACUUGAUAAGGCAGCCCCGGGAAAGAUCAGGGUAGUUUCUCUCACCAAGGUAUCCCGGGAAUUUCAUCCCAACUUCUCUGCAAAAUGGAGACGCUAUUUGUAUAUAUUCCCUAUUGAUGAUGUAUUAGGCGAAAAACAAGGGGGUCAAAUCUGGAUCGACGGUUGCACUGAUGUUCAUCAACAGAAUGAAUGUGGUAAGAGUGCUGUUGACGAAAGUAAUGGAAAUUUAACCGAUGAUGACAAUGACGAGCUGGUGCAUGGAAAUAAACCAAUCAAGUUUGAAGUAAGCAAGGUUAACCGGCUUUUAGGUCAGCUUGAAGGAAAGCUUUUAUCUUACAAAAUGUUUGCACGAGAUACUAAAGCUUCAAGGAACAAUGGUCCACCAACAGAAUGUUUUGUCUUCCAUGCUAGAGCUAUUGAAACUUCAAUACCAUGUGCACAGGAUGGGAGUCAUAUGAAGGCGAUGUGCAUUGAGUUAGUUGCUAACCGUUUCUUGCGGAAGAUGGUUCGUGUUCUUGUGGCAACUGUAAUUAGGGAAGCAGCUGCUGGAGCCGGUGAUGAUGCCUUGCGGAAGCUGAUGGAUGCCACCUGCAGACGUGCCACUGCUCCACCUGCUCCAUCUGAUGGUCUUUGCCUGGUCGACGUGGGUUAUACAGAUUAUGAUAGAAGUCUCUGCCUAAUUCCUUAAAGAAACAAGGCAGAUGAGUUGUCAGUAUGGAUCCUUGGUGAGUUGAUGAUGAUGAUAUAUGUAUGAUAUACAAGAUGGAAAUCAAGUGGAAACAACACCACAAGGCUUGGAGUGGAUCAACAAAAGCACGGGACAAGAUUUGACGUAAAACAAACACUUUGGAUGUCAAUGGCGCGUAUCUGACCCAAUCUAUAGAUAUAGAGCGCAUUCCAUAAAUAUAUAGCUUCAUAAGGGACCCAAAAUAGUGUGUCUCUGCGAUGAGGGCGCGUUGCGCACCCUAGUCUUCGCUAUGAGCUCCACGACGCGGACCUAGUGCAAAAAUCAACAGUUUUGUCCUCCUAUAAAUAGGACACUUGAACUUGAUGUUAUAUUGCUUGGACGGCUUUGAAACUUUGAGAGAGGAUAGAAAACACUUCAAAUAGGGUUUUUCUUUCUUUACUUUAGUUUAUUUAUGGAUUUUAUCUUGUAUUCAUCUAUAGUGAUUAUGACUAUGUCCAUGAGUGGAUAAAUGCCCCCUUUCUGGGGUUAAGGCCAAAAGCAUGAUUACUAUUGCUUU